Penicillium olsonii is the source of this 3204-nucleotide messenger RNA. The record is from the annotation of a GenBank genome assembly. NCBI's taxonomy places the organism in Eukaryota, Fungi, Ascomycota, Eurotiomycetes, Eurotiales, Aspergillaceae.
AUGGACGGCAGCAUGCGCUCCAGUGUGUCUUCCUACGGGGACCCGCGCUACCUGUCCACAGCGUCCGCCUCAACCCCUGCUCCCGUAGCGCCGCUGGGAAAGUCGCUGGUCGACGGGUACCGGGAUUCCCUCGACCCCCAAAACGACGAUAGGACACGAUACAAUCCGCUGAACACUGCCCACCCCCGAAGCUCGGCUCUCCUGAACGCCAACGACCCCGUGGCCCUGUACCUGUUGACCGAAACCGCAAUCGGCGACAGCACCAACUAUGAAGUCUUGUCCUUUGAGGAAGUGGAGAAGCUGAAGAAAGAGGCAACCGUGUUGUCGAGUCGGAUCGAAGGCACAAAGCGGAAAUUGGCGCUGGAGACAAAACUACGGGAUGCCGCCCAAUCGCUGGGAAGGCUGUACAGCCCGCCUAGCCCACGCAGCAGCGGCGAGUAUGCCGACAAUACACACCGGAGGAGUCGGAGCAUCUUUGGUCGGAGUGGGACGUCCGCGGCUCUCGACAAGAGCGAUUCAGAGCUUGCGGUGAGCCAGCGGCGGUGCGAGCAGCUCGCGCAGGAACUCUGGAAGCUGGAAGGGCGGGCUCAGAAGAUCGACCGUCGGUUGCUGGAACAUACGGCGGGUGUGCUUCAGAUGACACACAAGGGGUUAAAGAAAGGACCUAAGAACGCCGUGGACAACACUUAUGACGGACAUGAAUUCGACGACCGAAGCCUCUACCGGACCAACGAACACUUGGAUAGCUUUGGGGUACACGGGAAAGUUCAGCAUGGCACGGCCCCGGCAAACAACGAAGCGAUCCAGGCAUUGGAGAGGCGACUGGAGGAUCUCAGCGAGCGCAUGCACGACAUGAUGAUCCAUGCCAAUCCCGGUGAAUUUAUCGAUCCUCCUCCGCAGAUGUCAAGAGAAGGCGGACCCGUCACACCGAAUGGCACGGCCGACGCACACUUGGCCUACAUUAAAAAUGCCAUGGAAAGCAUCGCCAUGCACAAAGAGACCGACCGCGCUGCUCCCGUGGCCGAGGUUGCCCCUGAAGCGGAAGGUGCAUGGAAGUACCAACUCACCGAGAUCAAUAAUCGAGUACAGGUCAUCGUGGAUCGCUUUGGCCUGACCCGUUCUCCGACACUACCUCCGCCUCCGGAUGCUACGCAUGGCGAGGGUCUGGAAGAGCAGCUUGCCUACCUCCGCACCGGUGUAGACGGACUCGAAACUCGAGUCGAGGGAGUCCUGGAGCAGAAGAGCAUUCUCACCACGCAAAUUCAACAGCAACGUGAACUCAACUCCAAGUCAGACGCGGAACGAGAUGCUCACAUCGGCGACUUGACUGAACAAUUAAGCCAUGUUCGAAAAGACCUCGAGGUGUCUGAGCGCGAAGCCAACGCCAACCGCGACGAGCUGGCUCUGGUGAUGGAUCAGCUAGAGGUCAUGCGCAAUAGUGGCUCUUCCCAAGAAGAGUCCAAGGCUGCCCUGGUGAAGGCAGAGGGUGAAGUUGCACGCUUGCAAAGUGUCCUCACGUCAUUGCACACCGAAGCCGACGCCAGGAACGUCGAGCUUAGCGAGGCUCGGGACGCACACGAACAUGCAGAAGCUGAGCUUAAGCGUCUUCAUGCCGAUCUGGAUGCAUUGCAGAGAGACCAUGAGGCUCGGUCCAUGGAGGUGAGCGAUGCCCGUGACCGCGCCGAAGGCGAAGCCAAGCAAUUGCAUCUGGAGGUCGAGGCAUUGCGAGCCGCUUCGAGCUCCAAGAACGAGGAGGCUAUCGAGGCCCGUGAUCAUGCAUUGAGCGAGGUUCAACGUUUGGAGGCCGUCAUCGUUACCAUGCAACAUGAAGCCGAUUCUAAAACCGAAGAAAUCAUCGAGGCUCGUGACCAUGCAGAGAGCGAAGUUCAGCGCUUGGAAGCCGUCAUCGUCACGAUGCAGCAUGAGUCCGAUUCCCGGUCUAAAGAAAUCAAGGAAGCUCAUGAUCGCGCGGAAGAUGAAGUCCAGCGAUUGCAGGUCGAAAAUGAAGCUCUGCGGAAUGACACCGGCUCUAAGAGUGAAGAGACCAAGCUGGCUCUUGACCGUGCAGAGAGUGAAGCUGAAAGGCUGCAGGCUGUUAUAGUUUCCAUGCAGCACGAAUCCGACUCUCGAUCUACAGAGGCCAGGGAGGCCCGAGAUCACGCGGAAAGCGAGGUCCAGCGUCUUGAAGCUGUGAUUGUCACGAUGCAGCACGAGUCCGAUUCCAGAAUGAAGGAAACCCAGGAUGCUCAUAAUGACGCCCAGGAUGAAGUUAAGCGCCUCCAGGCUGCAAUCGCCACCUUGCAUAACGACAGCAGCGCCAGCGAGGACCUUAAGGAGGCUCAUGGUCGUGCUGAGAACGAAGUCCUGCGUCUACAGGGCAUCAUCGAAACCAUGCAGAAUGACAGUGGUGCUCGAUCCGAGGAGAUCAGUGGCGCGCGUGACCGCGCAGAGCAAGAAGUGGCCCAGCUUGAAGCCGCUAUCCAGCAGAUCCGCAGCCAGUCAGACGAACGCAUCCAACAAGCGAACAGUCAACGCGCGCAAUCGGACGAAACUGCAGCUCGCCUGCAGAAUGAGAUGACCGAGCUCGAGGGCGAGAUUGUGCGGGUCACCACAGAACUGACCAUGGCCAAGGCAGAGCUGGACGGUGCGUACGGCACCAGGGCCGAGCGUGCCGCAGCCACCGAUCCUAGUAUCCAGAAGGAGAACGAUGCUCUAGUUACCCGGAACAUCGAGCUUACUGAAGAAUUGGCUGUGCUCAAGAGCCAGCGCGGAGGCGGCGAUCUUCAGCAGCGAGCGGAUACUCUCGAACGGGAGCUCCGCGAAACCAUUGACGACUACGAGGCCAUGACCAAGGCUAGCAUUGAGUUUGAAAAGGAACGUGAGCGUUUCGAGGGAUUCAUUGACAGUCUCCGGGAUCGCUGCGAGCAACUGGAAACACAGCUGGCGGAGGAGCGGAUUAGCUGGAUGAACUUGAGUAGUCCCACUUCUGUUGGCCGUGACGGUGCUUCCGAGACCACUUCGACCAUGGUGCUGAAGAAUGAGUUCAAGAAGAUGAUGCGUGAUACGCGCAAUGAGAACAUGAAGAUCCUGAGGGCCGAACAAGAAGAGCGUCGGAGGAUUGAAGGGCUGCUACGAGCCCUCCGAAAGGAGCAUGCACAGGUCACUGGCAAACCCCUGGCCAGUCCUGGCAGCACUCCGUUAUGA